Ipomoea nil (Japanese morning glory) is the source of this 333-nucleotide messenger RNA. RefSeq lists its product as uncharacterized. The coding region runs from base 1 to 333 and encodes 110 amino acids. The transcript is spliced from 3 exons. NCBI's taxonomy places the organism in Eukaryota, Viridiplantae, Streptophyta, Magnoliopsida, Solanales, Convolvulaceae. The record is from RefSeq and is a predicted model, not a curated record.
AUGUGGGAAAAUUUUUCGGUUUAUCAAGGGAUUAAAAUUGACAAAGAACUCCAAUCAGGAGAUUAUCCAGUUGUUCUUGGAAGAAGGAUUACUGUCACCCCAUAUCAAGGAAUUUUCUUAUCUACAAGAUUUGAUUCUGGUGUAGAAGUGAAUCCGUUUGGCAAACGUGCUGAGACUCUUAAAGAAUGGGCGACGACUAAUUCUUUGGUUAUUGAAAGAUUGAUUGUUGAAAAAGCACAUAACAAUUCUGUUAGUGAAUUGGCAAGUCCUCUAGAUCAACAAAUAUCACCAAUUACAAAUUUAAAAGAGUCAUUUGAGCAGGUUUCUCACUAA